Alternaria rosae is the source of this 1413-nucleotide messenger RNA. RefSeq lists its product as uncharacterized. The transcript is spliced from 2 exons. Lineage: Eukaryota; Fungi; Ascomycota; Dothideomycetes; Pleosporales; Pleosporaceae. The record is from RefSeq and is a predicted model, not a curated record. Bases 1 to 1413 code for a protein of 470 amino acids.
AUGUCCAACGACAGAUCAGAGCCAACUGUUGCCCAGCAGGGUGAUGAGUCGCGAACCAAGCCUGAGUCGUCUACGAUAGCAACCAGCGGGAGCGCUUCUUACCCAGCUUCAGAAGCAAUCAGAAUCCCUGAUGGCAUGGCCGAACUCUGGCUCCAGUGGGCACCCGAAGAUCUCCCAGGUCCGGUCAUGAAUGAGAAGAUCAUAGCUGUCAGGCGAUUGGGCCCAAAGAGAAAUUACCUUUACUUGCUAGAAGUGGCGGAGGAAUGGUUCUGGCCUCAGCGUGUCGCCAAAGACGCGAAGGAUACAUGGAAAACGCAAAAGAACGUCGCAUCUAUGAAAGGCCAGAAUCUGGAUAUUCAGAGCAGCCUGCGCGAGUACGACUUAUUCCUGAUUCGGAUCGAUUCGGCAAAGGUGAAUCCGCUGCACGCUGACCUCGGUGUCGUCGACCGGAACUGGGCAGAGAUAGGGGAGGUUCGACACUUCAUAUCUCUUGCUCGAAAAGACAAGAACACCGAGGAAGGGAAGACUCCAAGCGCUGCUAAAGGUCAGUCUUCUAAGACGAAGAAGAGCAAGAGUUCAGCAUCUAGUGCGCCUCAAGAAACGGCAUCGAACUCCUUCAUCGCUGUGCACAUGCGAGCAGCAAGACGACCGAGCUGGUGGUCAGCCAAGCAUGAGAAAGCGUACAGCUUUUAUGAGCAGAAGCACUACGACAACGCUCAAGACCACGGCCUACGAACACCGUACAUAGUACUUGACACAGUCGGUUUCGCCAGUACUUACCCGAUGGAAUACAUCGGCAUACUACUGCGCUUUGUGCAAGACAUUGAUCCACUCUCUCCUGUCUCGGAACCAAGGAACGAGCAUGAGCCCUGGCAUAGGGAUUUCUGUCCAUCAGAAGCACACGAACGACGGCCUGUGAUAAACCCGACUAAAACGUUCAAAGUCCAGUGGGAACAACUGAAGGACAUGAGCGUCAAGAGUUUGCUUGCUAUCCCUCAGCAAGAUCGGGAAGAGAUCGUUUCAUUGAUAGUGUCCCAGGCACCACACGCGCUGCACAACGACAGUUGGGUGUUGCUUCUCGUACUCACUAUUGGGACAGAAGAGUACAUCGAGCGCUGUCUCAAAUCAGCCGAUAUCAAGGUUGAGAGCGGAUGGUAUGAACGUUCUUGCCAGAAGCUUCUUCUUCAGCUCAAACAAUCGUCCAAAGGGGAAUUAACACUCGUAGAGGACUCUGAUGUGUACACAGCAUGGAAAAGGCUGAAGCAAGGAAUCCAUCGGAGUGAUGUGUAUCCUGAGUGGCUCGAAGAAGACACUGACCAGUGGUCCGAUGGAAACAUCUUUGGCACGGAGAUGGAACCGGAACCGAAGACUACUGAGUCUCGCUCUUCGGACAUCGAUUUCGAUACUGCAUAA